This is a messenger RNA of Sesamum indicum (sesame), 3025 nucleotides long. Its product is annotated as E3 ubiquitin-protein ligase makorin. Lineage: Eukaryota; Viridiplantae; Streptophyta; Magnoliopsida; Lamiales; Pedaliaceae. The record is from RefSeq and is a predicted model, not a curated record. Gene Ontology annotation, biological process: protein polyubiquitination. Gene Ontology annotation, molecular function: ubiquitin protein ligase activity; metal ion binding.
UUAUAAUUGUAAUGAAAAUUUUUGAAAAAGUAAUUACUGAAAUUUGCAUCGGUAGGCGAAACUCAGCCAAUGCGUAACCGUUAAUUGAUGAUUGGUUGAUGGAUAGAGGAGAUGGAUGAUGUAGGAGAUUUCUGAAUCAUAUAAUUACAGCGAUGGAGGAAUUUUCAUUCAGACAUGCCAGCGUUGUAAAUAAGGGGUGUUCCUUGAAAGUGCAGGACCGUCGUCACAAUCAUCCACCUAACCUUCCAAUUUCCAACCUUCGAAAGCCCUAAAUAGCCUCCCCCGUUCCUGCAUUUUUAUUGCUUCACUCAUUGCUUUCCAUCCCUCCUUGUUAUCUCACUGUUGAUGGGUUUUCCAAGGGAUUAUUCUUAGCGACGCCAUGUCUAAACGGGUUCUGUGCAAAUUCUUUGCUCACGGGGCAUGUUUAAAAGGGGAGCAUUGUGAGUUCUCGCAUGAUUGGAAGGCCCCACCAAAUAAUAUAUGUACCUUCUAUCUGAAGGGAGUUUGUGCUUAUGGUAGUCGAUGCAGAUACGAACAUGUCAAAGUUUCUAGACAGUCCUCAGCUCCUUCAUCAGAAGAUAUUUCAUUCCCUGUUGAGCGUCUUUCUGGAACUGCAACACACAGUACAGGUAUUUUAGCAGAUGCUGCUGCUAAACAUUCAGCUUCUAGUGAACCUCCUGCCAGACCUGCAUGGGAGACAAUGUCUGGGCAUGACAAUAUACUAGAUCAGGGUUAUGGUGUUGGGUAUUUUAGUAAUGUUGAUUCUGCUGAUCAGUCAAUUUGUUCUUUUGCCGCUGCUGGUGAUUGUCCACAUGGGGAGAAAUGCCCCCACAUUCAUGGGGACCUGUGUCCAAUCUGUGGGAAACACUGUUUGCAUCCCUUCAGGCCUCAAGAAAGAGAAGAACACAUGAAAACAUGCGAGAAAAGGCAAAAGCAUCUAGAGGUGCUAAGACACAGUCAAGAAAUAGAGUGUAGUGUGUGCCUUGAGCGUAUAUUAUCAAAGCCUACAACAGCGGAAAGGAAAUUCGGAAUUCUGUCAGAGUGCGACCAUCCAUUCUGCGUAACAUGUAUCAGGAAUUGGCGUAGCAGUUCUCCAUCAUCUGGCUUGGAUGUUAAUUCUGCACUGAGAGGUUGCCCGAUUUGUCGAAAACUUUCAUACUUUGUGAUCCCUAGUGUCAUUUGGUAUUCCUCUAAAGAGGAAAAGCAGGAUAUUAUUGAUAGUUACAAGGCAAAGCUACGAUCUAUUGAUUGCAAGCACUUCGACUUCGGGAAUGGUACAUGUCCAUUUGGGACUAGUUGUUUUUAUAAGCAUGCAUAUCGUGAUGGCCGUCCUGAGGAAGUGGUUCUUCGCCAUCUUGGGGCUGAAGAUGGAAAUACCGUGAUUGCUAAAAAUAUGAGGCUCUCCGACUUUCUUAGAAAUUUGCAGAUAAGAUGAUCGUGGCAUUAAAUAUUUCAAGGAAAUUUUCAGGACAUUUGGUAGGGUACUGGAAUAUGUCAUGACCUAAAAUUUCAACAAAUUAUGGAACCACAGUGCUUUUAUCUAAGAUAUAGUAAUUUCCAUUGGGUUCCAGGAUUCAACGCCAGCCCUUCCCGUUAUGUCAAUAAUUCAGAAUAUAAUUGAUACCCUGAGGUUGUCUGUGGAAGUGUAUGUAACAAUAAUACGGCGUCAUCAACAGUUGGUGGAGGCUUAACUUUAUCGAUAUUGUAUGUGAGAAGAAAACAGCCUCCAUCUGAACUUGGAUAAAACUUAAAUCCAAUCUUUUGCCGGUGAAAGGCUUGGGAUUGAUAUAUAUAUUGGUAAUCUGUGUUUGGAAUGUGUUAAAAACUUUGCCUUGUUGUCAUCAUCAUCAUCAUCAGCUCAUCAGCAGUAUAAGGUCCCCAGGAAAUAUAUAUAUAUAUAUAUAGUGAAACCUGGAAGGCGCAGUGGAAUAACAAAGAGAUUUCUACUUUGGUGACACAGGAGACAUGGGAAACUAGGUUUACUAGCAAGCUUCCCAUACAUUUUUCACUUUUCUCUAUUCAUUCAAGUGUAUAUCUCUCCCCGUAUCACUACUUAUUGUAAACUUGGAUCUUUUUUAUUUACUACUAUAUAUAUAUAUACAUAUGCAAGUAAAGUAACAUACUUAUCUCUUUCAUAUGGUACUGGAUCAUGACACUUUUAUCCAUUGAUAUUUUUUUGCUGACUUAGAGCGUGUAGAGAUAAAUUUAUUGGAAAAAUUCUGUAAGAUGUUAGAUUUUAGGGUAAGUUACUCGACACUCUUUGAGAUUAGGCUAAAUUACACAAACAUUCCCCUUAUUUUAUAAAAUUACGGCCACACUUUCUGAGGGCUGUUAGUGGCUUUUCAUAGGGUGUUUGUGUAAGUUUUGUAUUUGAAUAAGGAGUGUAGCUGUAAUUACAACUAUAACCUCCGAGAAUGUGGCGGUAAUUUUACAAAAAGUUGAGGGUAAUUUGUAGGGGUGUUCAUGUAAUUUACACUACAUCUUAUUUGAAAAAGUAGGUACUAAAAUAUUCAGAUAAAAUUUAUUUGAAAAAAGUAGGUACUAAAAUAUUUAGAUAGAAUGGGAUGAUGAAGAUGAUGUUUAGGCAUACAAGUGGUAAAGAUGAUGUUUGUGCUUCAAAGUCUGAUUUUCUUGGCAUCAAUACAUUUCUCAGAAUUUCCUAAGAAUUUGUACAAAAUAAUAAAAAGUGAUCAAAAUCAAUCUGAAUCAUUUGAUUCUGGAAAAAUGCAGCCGGAGAAAAACAAAACUCAAAACAUUAAUAAAGAAAGCGCAUAUAUAUAUAUAUAUAUAUAUAUAUAUAUCACCACAACAAUUAAACAACAACAUACAUAUUCCCCAAAUAAAUCAACAAUAAUCAAUAUAUAUAUAUAUCAAGAACAAAAAAUAGAAAGAAUUCCUCCCCAACAUACAAAUCGAAACAUCCAGAUUCAGUUCUUCAUGAGAGCCAAGAGCGAGAGCAGCACGGAAGAAGCCACCACCGCCGCGGAAACCGGCACAGAGUAUCCAGCACCGGCGUCAGGCGAGG